GCGGUGGGCGUGAUCCGGGCACUUAGGGCAGGAUGAACGCUGCUUUUCAAGAUGGCGACGGAGGGAGGAGGGAAGGAGAUGAACGAGAUUAAGACCCAAUUCACCACCCGGGAAGGUCUGUACAAGCUGCUGCCGCACUCGGAGUACAGCCGGCCCAACCGGGUGCCCUUCAACUCGCAGGGAUCCAACCCUGUCCGCGUCUCCUUCGUAAACCUCAACGACCAGUCUGGCAACGGCGACCGCCUCUGCUUCAAUGUGGGCCGGGAGCUCUACUUCUAUAUCUACAAGGGGGUCCGCAAGGCUGCUGACUUGAGUAAACCAAUAGAUAAAAGGAUAUACAAAGGAACACAGCCUACUUGUCAUGACUUCAACCACCUAACAGCCACAGCAGAAAGUGUCUCUCUCCUAGUGGGCUUUUCCGCAGGCCAAGUCCAGCUUAUAGACCCAAUCAAAAAAGAAACUAGCAAACUAUUUAAUGAGGAAAACUCUUGUCAGCACUUGUGGAAGGUGGAUUGGAAUGAAGAAAGAGAGAAUGAAGGUAGCAAGACCAGUGAGGAGGCCCUAGUAACUGUCCAGAGACUAAUAGACAAGUCGCGAGCAACCUGUGUCAAAUGGGUUCCUGGGUCGGAGAGCCUUUUCCUAGCAGCCCAUUCGAGCGGGAGCAUGUACUUGUAUAAUGUGGAGCACGCUUGUGGCACCACAGCCCCCCACUACCAGCUUCUGAAGCAGGGAGAGAGCUUUGCCGUGCACACUUGCAAGAGCAAAUCCACGAGGAACCCUCUCCUCAAGUGGACGGUGGGCGAGGGGGCCCUCAACGAGUUUGCUUUCUCCCCAGAUGGCAAGUUCUUGGCGUGCGUGAGCCAGGACGGCUUCUUGCGGGUGUUCAGCUUUGACUCGGUGGAGGUGCACGGCACCAUGAAAAGCUACUUUGGAGGCUUGCUGUGCGUGUGCUGGAGCCCGGACGGCAAGUACAUCGUGACGGGCGGAGAGGACGACCUUGUGACCGUCUGGUCCUUUGGAGACUGCCGCGUGAUCGCGCGGGGCCACGGGCACAGAUCCUGGGUCAGCGUGGUGGCGUUUGACCCCUACACCACCAGCGUGGAAGAGAGCGACCCUAUGGAGUUCAGUGGCAGCGACGAGGACUUCCAGGACCUUCUCCACUUCGGGAGAGACCGGGCAAACAGUACCCAGUCCCGGCUGUCCAAGCGGAACUCGACCGAGAGCCGCCCCGUCAGUGUCACGUAUCGGUUCGGCUCCGUGGGCCAGGACACGCAGCUCUGCUUAUGGGACCUCACGGAGGACAUCCUUUUCCCCCACCAGCCCCUCUCCAGAGCAAGGACGCACACGAACGUCAUGAACGCCACGAGUCCUCCUGCCGGAAGCACCGGCAACAGCGUCACGACCCCCGGCAACUCGGCGCCCCCGCCCCUGCCGCGGUCCAACAGCCUCCCUCAUUCCGCCGUCUCCAGCACCGGCAGCAAGGGCAGCAUCGCGGACGGGGCCAUCGCUUCCGGGGUCAGCAAGUUCGCGACUCUGUCACUGCACGACCGGAAGGACAGGCACCACGAGAAAGAUCACAAGCGGAACCAUAGCAUGGGACACAUCUCCAGCAAGAGCAGCGACAAGCUGAACCUAGUCACUAAGACCAAGACGGACCCAGCUAAAACUCUGGGGACGCCCCUGUGUCCUCGGAUGGAAGACGUUCCCUUGUUAGAGCCGCUCAUCUGUAAAAAGAUAGCGCAUGAAAGACUGACUGUAUUAAUUUUUCUUGAAGACUGUAUAGUCACUGCUUGUCAGGAGGGAUUUAUUUGCACAUGGGGAAGGCCUGGUAAAGUGGUAAGUUUUAAUCCUUAAUGCUGCACCAGAUCUAGAACUUGAAUAGGUAGUGAUUUUUUUUCUUGCGGGAGGGGCGGGGUGUACAAUGAAUGUGAAUGACACUUCUUAUUCUUAAUGUAAAUCUAAAUGCAUCAGAGCCAUAAUUUUGGAUACUGCAUGCCAUGUAAUUCUGAAUCAUUUGAUAAUUCACCUUAGAACGUUUAAAAAAUAUAAUCAAACUAAUUGCCAGCCAAGUCAGUCACCCUCCUGGGAGUAUAUAGAGUCCCAAGGUUAGCGUUCCUGUGUUAGACUCUCUCGAUCUUAGGAAAAUCAUGACAGUGCGGGGAACAAUGACUUUAAAAUGCUAAGAUUAACAUUUCUGCUUUAACUGGAAUAUUCUUGCUUAACGACUCAAUUAGAAUAUUGUACACUGAUCAGAGUGUGUGUUCAAUACGAACGGCCAUUAAUUGUCAUUUAUAGUCCAACUUUUUAUCUGAAUCAUAAAAUGUUUAGGAAUCUACGGGAUUUAACUUUAGGAACAAAGCGUUCAGCAGGGUUGAUUGAUAUUAUUUUUACAUUGUUCUGGCAAUCCACAGAAAGAGAAGAGCCUUAAUUUUUAAAACCCAUUUUAGUCAUUUUAUGACAAUUAAAAUUGUUUAAUAAACAUCUUUUUUCAAAGAA
Kogia breviceps (pygmy sperm whale) is the source of this 2496-nucleotide messenger RNA. RefSeq names its product WD repeat domain 20 (gene WDR20). The record is from RefSeq and is a predicted model, not a curated record. Lineage: Eukaryota; Metazoa; Chordata; Mammalia; Artiodactyla; Physeteridae. Gene Ontology annotation, molecular function: protein binding.